AUGCAUGCUGGAUCCUUCACGCACCGAACUCUGACACUACGUUCUCCUGCCCACCGGCACCACAGCAAGAAGUCGGACGCUAAACGCGCUCAAGUCCCAGAGCAACCUCUCGUGGUCCCGCAAGCAAAAUCUUCGCAGCUACUACCUACAUUGCCUCCUGCGGAUGACUUUCGGACGUCGUUGAUACUGCCUGAUCUCACACGUCGCUUCAGCCUUCUUGGCACAUCCUCCGGCACGCCCAUCGCUCUGGACGACCUGAAGUCCAAGUUUGCCGAACAACGCGCUCAAGGCUCCCAAAAUCAAGUCACCGAGGAAGAGGAGGAUAUGAUCCUUGAAGCAUUGGGACGAUUGCAUGCCAGAGCUGCUCGGACGAGAGCUUCCACCAGCAGGGAGGAGGCGAGCAGCGAACAGUCUACUUCUAGGAUCGAGAGCCAGGAUCUAGGAUCCCACGUAGCGUCAUCGUCGCCCACCAGAGACUCGCUGCAGUCCUCUAGCACCACCCCUACGGCGCUGCAUAGCGCGACCUCCAUGUCCUCUCUAUCGUCGACGAAAGGAUCCCAUGUCAGCAGGCGGAUGAGUAACAACUUGUUCGGAUCUGGCAAGUUCCGGGACCAAUCAUAUCUUCGUUCUGCAUCCCACGGGCGUCGGGCGGGGGGGAACAGGCCUGUCCCGUCCGUCGCACCCUCCGACUCUAUGAUGAGUAUGAGCACCGUCUCGAGUAGCAGGGCCGGGCAGAGCUCUAUGUAUUCGGACAGUCUCAGGCCAAGUACCCCCGACGGCAGCACUUAUAGUCCUUCGAACUCCGUCCCUUCCAGUCCGAACAACGACAAGGCCUUCGAGAAACAGCGGACAGGACGAUCGGCGCCACCAGACUCCGACUCGGAAUCCGCUGCAGACAGGAAGGUCCUCACCACGCGGUUAAACAAAGCGCUAUCCCCCGACGUCCUGCGGCGUGCAUCGAUGGCGCUGGACGAGGUCAUCAGGGAGAUGGAGGAGGAAGGUGACGACGAAAUUGUCAUGGAGAGAACUACGCUUCCUCACAUUCAUGGGGCUGCUUCGAAUGGAUCUGCGGGCACACCGACGGAGCAACGCUCGCCCCUUGCGCUACCGGGGGAGUACGGCACAGCGGUCUCCUCCGACGACCGAGUCGUGCUCACGCCGACACAGAUUCAGAGCACGACUGUAGAGAUGCGGUCGCCCACCAGCUCCCCUGCCCCGCGCCUGCCCGGAUACAUCCCCGGUAUGCCGAGGCCUAUGACACCCCGUGAGUCGACGUUCGACUCUGACGACCAGACGCCAUCGAAUACUCCCCGUGCUACCUCCCCUCGUUUACCUGGCGCACCUCCGUCCCCUCGCGUCCCACAGACAUUGUCCUUGUCCUUGUACAGGAGCAACUCCGCUGCGUCCUCGUCUCGCCAGUCUCCUGCGCCGGUUGUUACCCCUGUUCUAGCAUCUACACCACCACUCUUUUUCAACCGAACCGUCAACGGUCGAUACACCCCGGAAGAUCGGCAGCGUAGUGGAACAAGUUCCCCUGUCACCGAUGUUUUCGAUUCAUCUGCGCAACCUCGUCGCCGGCCUAUGUCCCCCCUUUCUGCGCCUGCGUUCCAAGCGUUGACAAACCCCUCGUCACACCCAACUACACCGUCUAAUGUGACGUGGAACACAGGCUCUCAUUCAACGAGCUCACACGUGGCCGCCAAGUCCAUGGACGGAUCGCUGUACAGCAGAAACGGCAGUACUAUCAGUGUUGGAGAUGUUCUAGCCGAUGGGUUGGAGAGGGCAAAGUCGACGUCGAGGUCCCUCCGUUCACCCGCGCUGCCGGAGUCACCUCUCAUGGAUCGCAACUAUGGCCUGGCCAUGGCCAUAGAGUCUGAAUAUCGACCAUCGUCGGCGAUGUCGGGAAUAGAGCUUGGGUCGCCCGUUCAAAUAAACAACCGGCCACUUCGCUCUCCGACGCCGACGCACAGCCGACAGAAGUCUCCAAUCGUGGCGACGUUCCCCGAGGCUAUCAAUGGCAGUUCGAGCGGAGACACUUCGAACAUGAGCAGGCGGUCAUCGAAGCAGAACCAUCACUCUUCGUUCUCCCUGGGCUCGUCAUCAGGGCUCCUUCUCUCUCCCAUCGCUAACUCUUCGAGGUCGUCGAUUGAGUCCGCUGGGUCCAGCUACCAUUCGUGGGACGAAGAUCACAGGAAGGAUCGACUGUAUGACCUCUUCAGCAACCUUGACCCGAACCACACGGAGUGGCACGAUGUGUCUGCGCUGGACAAGUCCGCUUCGUCGACACCAGGCACCUCGCCGUACGAGAGCCUGGACAUCGAGGAUGCGGUGCGGAAGAACACAGGGUUGACGAAGAACGACUUCAUUGCCAUACAAGAUAGGCUAGUGAAGGCCGCUAUCCAGAAAGUCAACACCCCUGACGGACGAGCGCGCGCGAAUUCUCUCAGGAGGCGGAGACCGUCGACGUCACAGUCGAAUUAUUCGCUCACUGAGAACCGGGUUGCCAGCCCGGCUCCUCAUGUGCAGCCUGUCGCCAACGCCGUGGCUUCCAAGGGCUCAGACCAUCAUGCAAAGGUCAAUGCGUUGUUAGAGUCCGUGGUCGAUAGCAUUGAGUCACCACGUGCGAUGGAGGCGACAAGUCUCCCCGCACCAGAACCGCAUGUACAACAUGAAGCUGUGUCCGCCAGCCCCGUCCGCCGCCAUAAAGCACUGGCGGAUGCUUUGUUCGGUUCUGAAGGCAACACCGAACGACCUCCGACUCCUGGAGCUCAGGCAUUGCUAUCGCCGGGUUUCGAGGGUCGCCGUUCUCGUGCACAGACUCCUCCUGAGGUCAUUCCUGACUCCAUCUCGUCGCCACCCUCUGUGUCGACUCUGACUCGAGCGAUGUCGGCCGCGAAGUUGCCCAUCUCUCCUAACUUCAGUAUGUCGCAGACAAACGUUUCUCAUGUUGACGCCGCGCGCUUGACCAUGGAGGUUCAGCAAAGGGCAGAGGCUGCCACUGCAGCGCUCAGGAAGUCGCCGUCGAUCCCAAAAAUGGGCGAACCCACCAGCGCACCCCAACGCAAGCGCAUCAACCCGAAGCAGAUAUCGUCUCCGAAGCUGGUCUCAUCCUCGACCAGUCUGGACACUAUUCCUCUGCUGUCGACCUCCUCCCAGAAGGUUUCGCGGUUCAGGAAGCUAACAGGCACUCUGCGUGCCAAAGAUAUACCCCCACAUGCACUUGAACCAUACCCUCCGGCGUCUGCUCCGCUCCCGAGCCAUCACCCUCAUUUCUCUCCGACGUCUAGUGCACAAACCGAGCAAUUUGGCCCGAGACCGGUUGGUCGUGAACAUGGCAAGACGUCGUCUCCUGAUCCCAGUCCGCCGGCUUCGGCUUCACCCGGAAUCAGGAGCUUCAUCUCCCGUUUCCGUAAGCCCAGGGCUUCAGAGUCUUACUCGGCAUCGCACCGCGAGAAGUCGUCGCCUUCACUCUCAGCGUUCUCACCAUCAUCGCCAUCGUUCAAUUCUCUGAAUGCAGGCCAACCUCCCCGAUCCGCUCCGGCUCUGCAAACAUACUUCGAGCAACCCACUGCGAAAGUCGCACGCGUACCUUCAACAACGGUGAUGGAGUCACGAAAGCCACCGCCGCUCGUUGAUACGCCGCAAGCGUCUGAUGAGGCUCAACCGCAAUCGGACGACGCAGCUCUCAAGCAGUUGUUCGCCGCUGCUUCCGACCUUGGUUUGGACCAGGUAGAGCUGAAGAAUCUGCUUGCUCGCUCCCCGUCGACGUCAUCCAAACUGACUCGAGCCACGUCUGUGACCGAGAGCAGAAAGAGCCAUCUUCCUGGUGUCCGCGAGGAUUAUGUGCCCGAUCGAUCCCCCUCUCCGACGGUACCCAUGGGUAGAUCCAGUACGGAUGGCCAUUCCAACAGACCUUCGCAAGAUGGUUUCCGACCCUCAAUGGACGACGUUCCCGAGAUUACGCUUCGUCCUCCUCGCGAGGAGCCGGAGGCCAACGUUAACCCAAUUGUACGGCGGACCAUCAUUUUCCCCUCCGACCCUCGUUCUUCGACUUUCGAUCUCAAUGCGCUCAUGCGCAAGCAGUCUGCUACACGCAAACGACGUUCCGCUGGGGCUAACUCCACCCAAUCCAUUCGCUCGAUUCACGAUCGCGUACCAACGCCGCCUCCACACAAGCACACAGGCCGUCGUUUCUCGACGGACGGUUCUCCUCCGGUGCCUCAGUUGCCCGUCUCCAUAGGGUUGCAGAGCGACCAGCUAGUUGCCCCUGGACAACUGGAGCCAUCGAAUUCUGCUUACGAUUCACUGUGCGGCUCUCUAGAAGCGACCGAGUGUACGAAAUCUGACUGUGUCGCUGACAGAUAUGAGAUGUACACCGGAGAAGGCAAGCCCAACGGCGCUGCAUACGCGGAACUCCAGAGUGGUUCUACCAAUCAGCAGUCGGAUGCGAAUCCGGAAGCCGGACCUGCUCUAGAGCUUAUCGAACUAGCUAAUGGAGAAAUGAUCUGGAAUAUCGUUAAUGGCUUGCGAGACGAUGACGGGGAGUCUUUCUACGGCGACCGCAGUAGCUUUGUUUCGGAGUACUCACGAAGAGAUUCUACUGGGGACGGCCUGAGACUCUUCUUCAAGGGCCACGAGAAGAAAGGUUCGAAGGGCAGCAACGUGUCCACGGCCACACGCAAGCGGCACUUUCCAAAACCUGCUGUUCGUCCGGAGACCAAGGUCUUCUUCAGCUCUUCGACACACAUCGGACAGCUUAUCGAUAACCUUUCACGUGGCGUUGACGCUGGAUCCUUCAAUAUUGCCCCCGAGUCUUCGCAAGCACACCACCACGCUCACUCCGCGUCUUCGUCGCUAGGGUCGGAAAGUGAAUUGCGCUGGACCCUUGAGGAGAGAAGGCUUCAGCAGAUGCUUGGUUCGCUGGGUUCAACUAAGUGA
Messenger RNA from Rhodofomes roseus, 4938 nucleotides. RefSeq lists its product as uncharacterized. The transcript is spliced from 6 exons. NCBI's taxonomy places the organism in Eukaryota, Fungi, Basidiomycota, Agaricomycetes, Polyporales, Fomitopsidaceae. The record is from RefSeq and is a predicted model, not a curated record. The coding region runs from base 1 to 4938 and encodes 1645 amino acids.